AUGGAUGCCUUUGGUGGGAAGAGUAGUGCUGUACAGGACCAGUUGACGAACGUACAGCAAAUCCAGGACACUCAACUGGCUUUUGCUGCCAUCCGUCCUGACGGAUCCACCGUGACUUGGGGUUCUUCUCAGCAUGGCGGUGACAGUAGUGCUGUGCAGGAUCAGCUGAAGGAUGUGCAGCAGAUCCAGGCCACUGGCUUGGCUUUUGCUGCCAUUCUAGGCGAUGGCUCUGUCGUGACUUGGGGUGAGGCUGACUUUGGUGGUGACAGUAGUGCUGUGCAGGGUCAGUUGCAGAAUGCGCAGCAGAUCCAAGCCACUCAAUUCGCCUUCGCUGCCGUUCUUGGCGAUGGUUCUGUCGUGACCUGGGGUGAGGCUGGCAAAGGCGGUGACUGCAGUGCUGUGCAGAAUCACCUGAUGGUUGUGUAG
Messenger RNA from Symbiodinium necroappetens, 426 nucleotides. NCBI's taxonomy places the organism in Eukaryota, Dinophyceae, Suessiales, Symbiodiniaceae. The record is from the annotation of a GenBank genome assembly.